This is a messenger RNA of Mastomys coucha (southern multimammate mouse), 9131 nucleotides long. It is a transcript of the gene Usp49, whose product is annotated as ubiquitin specific peptidase 49. Lineage: Eukaryota; Metazoa; Chordata; Mammalia; Rodentia; Muridae. The record is from RefSeq and is a predicted model, not a curated record. Gene Ontology annotation, molecular function: zinc ion binding; cysteine-type deubiquitinase activity. Gene Ontology annotation, biological process: protein deubiquitination. The transcript has 7 exons. The coding region runs from base 1206 to 3263 and encodes 685 amino acids. Gene Ontology annotation, cellular component: cytoplasm.
GGGGGCGGGACCGCGACGCCGGCGGGCCCGGGCGCCCGGGGCGGGGACGGCGGGCGGCGACCGCGAAGGCGCGAGCCCCGGCGCGCGGACGCUGCGUUUUGGCGGGGUGGGCGACGUCUGGGGUCUGAGGUGAAAGGUUUGAGGGGAGAGAGGGGAAGGCAGACUGGGGCGGACGGAGGGGCGGUGCUUCGCUGAGUCUGAGAUGAGGAGGAUUAGGAGAGAAAGGGUUAGAAGCCAGAGAGUGGAGUGAGAAAGGAGCCCAGGCUGGCCCAGGGAUGAGGUUAGGAAGCCCGGGGCUGGGAAGAGGGAUCCGGGGUCAGGGCUAGGAGCAGGGGUCUGGAAGAGGCAAGGCUUGGCAGGUGGGAGGUGUUGGGGUGAGGGGUGCCAGGGGCAGAAGAGUUGCAAGUGGAACACAAGGAAGGAGCGGAGCCGGAGCUUGGAGCUGGGGUAGUAGUUGGGAGUAGAGGAGAGUGAUUAAGAGCCAGACGUGACAAGGGUGUGAACUAGUGCAGAGCUGGGGAUGAGCUGCAGGGCUGGGAGCCGCUGGGGUGGGAUCGACAAGGUGUGGGUCAGUAGCUGGUGAGGUGUAAAUUCUGUAAAGUGAGGGAGACAGAUCUGGAUCACAACCAGGUGGAAUCAAGAAUCGAAGCGUUAGUGGAAGGGCUAAAGGGAAGCGAGCUGAGAGCUGGGCGUUAAUAGGACAGUUCUUGGAGAAAGAGAAAAACGCUGAAAGGACGCUAGAAGCAGGGUGGAAGAAUGAUGGUGAGCUGGGACGGGGAAACUGGGGAAUUGUUUAUUGAAGAGGUUCAGCAAGAUAAAGAUAGUAGAGUCAAAAGACUGGAUGAAAGGCAACCCGAGGAGAUGAGCAACGAAGAGAUGGGCCCUGGGAAUUAAAGGAUGGGAUGGGGAGUUGGGGAAGAGAAAAAAGAUUAAGGGAUGCUAGGGGAGUCCUGGUGGGUAUAGAACUGGGGUGGGCUGCACAGGCGUGGGAACCGAAUAUUUUGCCCUGGGGUGCCCCGGAAGGUCUGGAAGGGGCAGGGAACAAACGCUGUAGUGAAGGAUCCAAUGUAGGGAGCCUUUGGUGCAGAAGAUAAGGAACCAUGGUAACAGAGAAGAAGAAAGGCAGCCAGUGAUUGUGUGAGAAUAUGGAAGACGGUGGGAGCAGCUUGUUUAAUGGAUUAAGAAAGUGGCGACUGCGCUAAAACAUGGAUAGAUGCAAACAUGUAGGGCGAUUACGGCUCGCCCAGGACCACUCCAUCCUGAACCCCCAGAAGUGGUGCUGUCUGGAGUGCGCCACCACCGAGUCUGCGUGGGCCUGCCUCAAGUGCUCGCACGUGGCCUGCGGCCGCUACAUUGAAGACCAUGCACUAAAACACUUUGAAGAGACCGGACACCCGCUGGCCAUGGAGGUCCGGGAUCUCUACGUGUUCUGCUACCUGUGCAAGGACUACGUGCUCAAUGACAACCCCGAAGGGGACCUGAAGUUGCUGAGAAGCUCCCUCCUGGCGGUUCGAGGCCAGAAGCAGGACCUGCCCGCUAGGCAUGGGCGGACGCUGCGGUCCACAGCUGCAGGCGAGGACGUGGUCCCGCCACAGCGCACUCCUCAGGGACAGCCGCAGAUGCUCACAGCUCUGUGGUACCGGCGCCAGCGCCUGCUGGCCAAGACGCUGCGGCUCUGGUUCGAGAGGAGCUCCCGCGGCCGGGCGCAGCUGGAGCAGCGGCGGCAGGAGGAAGCGCUGGAGCGCAAGAAGGAGGCGGCGCGGCAGCGGCGGCGCGAGGUCAAGCGGCGACUGCUGGAGGAGCUGGCCACCGCGCCGCCGCGGAAGAGUGCGCGCCUGCUCCUGCACGCUCCCGGGCCCGUGGCCGUGCGCCCUGCCACCCUCGCUACCUCCCGGCGCAUGUCCGCGGCUGCCCUCAAGCCGCGCCGCCAGCCGGCGGUGGCCCCAGGUGUCACCGGCCUACGCAACCUGGGUAACACCUGCUACAUGAACUCCAUCCUACAGGUGCUCAGCCACCUCCAGAAGUUCCGGGAAUGUUUCCUGAACCUCGACCCUUCCACCUCCGAGCACCUGUUUCCCCAAGCAACCAACGGGAAGGCUCAGCUCUCUGGUAGGCCAGCCAGCAGCUCUGCCGCCGACUUGUCAGUAAGGAGUGUACGGGCCCAGGGGUGCGAACCUCGGGGUCUGUGCUGGAGCAGCGGACCCUCCAUCAGCAGGAGCCUGGAGCUCAUUCAGAACAAGGAACCCAGCUCAAAGCACAUUUCCCUCUGCCACGAACUGCACACCCUCUUCCGAGUCAUGUGGUCUGGGAAGUGGGCGCUGGUGUCACCCUUUGCCAUGCUUCACUCCGUGUGGAGCCUGAUUCCAGCCUUCCGUGGCUACGACCAGCAGGAUGCGCAGGAAUUUCUCUGCGAACUGCUGCACAAGGUGCAGCAGGAACUUGAGUCUGAGGGCUCCACUCGCCGGAUCCUCAUCCCCUUCUCCCAGAGGAAGCUCACCAAACAGGUCUUAAAGGUGGUGAACACCAUAUUUCAUGGGCAGCUGCUCAGUCAGGUCACAUGUAUAUCAUGCAAUUAUAAAUCCAAUACCAUUGAGCCCUUUUGGGAUCUGUCCCUGGAAUUCCCUGAACGAUACCACUGCAUAGAAAAGGGGUUUGUCCCUUUGAAUCAGACAGAGUGCCUGCUCACAGAGAUGCUAGCCAAGUUCACCGAGACAGAGGCCCUGGAGGGGAGAAUCUACGCUUGUGACCAGUGUAACAGCAAACGACGAAAGUCCAACCCCAAACCCCUUGUUCUGAGUGAAGCUAGAAAGCAGUUAAUGAUCUACAGACUACCUCAGGUCCUCCGGCUACACCUUAAAAGAUUCAGGUGGUCUGGUCGUAACCAUCGUGAGAAGAUUGGGGUACAUGUCGUCUUUGACCAGGUAUUAACCAUGGAACCUUACUGCUGCAGGGACACGCUCUCCUCUCUUGACAAAGAGACCUUUGCCUAUGAUCUCUCCGCAGUGGUCAUGCAUCACGGGAAAGGGUUUGGCUCAGGACACUACACAGCCUAUUGCUACAACACGGAGGGAGGUUUUUGGGUCCACUGCAAUGACUCAAAGCUGGAUGUAUGCAGUGUCGAGGAAGUGUGCAAAACCCAGGCCUACAUUCUUUUUUAUACUCGAAGAACAGUUCAGGGCAGUGCAAAACUCUCAGAACCCCAUCUCCGAGCUCAGGUGCACUCCAGCAGCAAGGACGAACGCAGAACAUACACACUGCCCUGACUGGGAGGCAAGCAUCAAAAUGGCCUCCAGUUCCCCUCUUGGGUUUGCCACAGUAACAGUUCCUGGGUUUGCCUCACUGGGUCUAGGGGAGACAAUGCCCUGUGAUUCCUGCUCUGUCAAAAAAAUUGGUAGUCACUUUCUUGUGAAACCAUGCAAAUCCUCCUUUCAUAAAACAAUGUAAAGGGGUAGCUUGUAUGAAGAUUGCUUUGUCAAUUGUCUGAUAACAGAGAUCUGGGUAGAGGAGAGGGUAAGUCAUCAGCCGACCAGGAGAGCAACCACGUCUGUCUCUGUCAUGAGUUCCCUACUAAUCAGGCCCUUCCCGAAGCACUGCACAGUACAUGAGGGCCCUGGGCUGACAGCUGGUGGGAAAGACUGGUUCCAACUCGGAAGGUGAAGCACAGGAGUUAUUCACACUAAGAAGGUAAUCAUCAAGGGGCAUAGCUUGCAGACUUCCCCCAUGCCAAAGGGAAGCCUGUCUGUCACAGCUCGGCUUCUCUUGAGCUGCUGUCACCUUGUCACUCCACACAGUGAGGCUGAGGCUUGAGCCACUCCUUCCUUCAGAAAAGGCAGUCAGAAGGACACAUAGACCUGUGUGUGCAUGGUCUACAUGUGGUAAGCCGUGGACACUCCUGACUUCCCCAGUCCUGUAGCAAGACCUGGGCUUAAGAGUCAUGGUUUGACUUGGAUCAGUUUUUGGGUCAGUUGUCAGAAGCCUUCUGAGAAUGCAGUGAAGGUGAGCUGGGCUUGUCUGAGGCUGCAGCCUCUAAGGUCUCACCUUGUGUGGCAUGAAGCUUCCUUCCUGCCCUAGAACAUCAGUGUUCGUGUGUGAGCAGUGCUUCGGGCUUGCCUGUUCUAUCCCCGUGUGCUGUGUAUUCGCCUGCUGCUUCGUCCAUGAGGAAUAGAGCAAGGCUCCAUCUCUUACUCUGGUAUUAAUAAACACAUCUCUAAAAUUCACUCCAUCGCUGAGGGAUUCGGGUGCUCAGAGCCUGUCCCUACGGGCACAGUAAGCUGCUUUCUCUUUGCAGUGGCUCCUGCAGUGCCCCCACAGCCUCCCCAUGAAUGCUCUCUCUUGGUUAAGUAGCUCCUGUUAAUGUUUGAACUCAGGCAGAGCAGUUGUCACUUGAUGGGGGUUCUAGAGGUGUGGAACAGAGAUGGAGAGGCUGAAGGACGCACUGCCACACUUCCAGGCACAUCUGUGGUAUUUACUGAUGCUCUCCUUUGAGGUGAACUCUCCUGUAGGCCUGCCAGACUUCAGGGAUGUGGAAGAAAUCAGAAAGUGGCUCAUCCUGACAGGGAUGGUGUGCUAGAUUCAAACUUGCUUUUUUACAACACUGUGUGGUUUCUGUAAUAUUUAGCUUUUAUUUGGAAGCGAUAACGUAAGGCAUUUUUGUGCUGUUUGGUUUUUACUGUCUGUUGCAGGCUUCGUUGUGAGCUUUGCUUGGGUUCCCCCUCUUCUGGACACUGUUUGAAGGUGUCCUGGUUGCCCACACUGCCUGAGGUUCUGAGGUAAAGCUGUACCCCUUCAGGGAGGUCUAUAUUACUAAGACGGCAUGACAGUGAUGAUUCAUUACCACCGUAGGAAAGCCCAUUACAAAAAAAAAGCCAUGUGUGCUACUCCAGCCCUGUAAAGCCAGCACUUGUUAGGCUGAGCAGGAAGAUCAUGAGUUUGAAGCUACACUGUGAGGCCCUGUUUGAAAGACAAAACCAACAAACUAUUGGGAUGAAAAAGGGAGAUAAGACUGGAUUGUACCUCACCUGAAACCCCAUGUUGUUUAUUCUAGAAAGAGAACUUGCAGGCAGAGACUACAGAUCUGCCUGUCAAGAGGGGAAACACAUUAAUCAAUAUAAACACUUACAGGAACAUUAAAGGAUUCUUACUCAAUUUUUAAAAAUAGUUUUAUAGCAGCUAUCAGCAGGACUGGUAAGCAGAUUAGGGACUUUAUAAAAACAAAUGCUUAGCUGACCUGAACACCCACAUAUGAGAUUAGUAAAAUCACUUAGCCUGCACUGAGCCACCCUCAUGAAGAUGCCACUGCAAGCACAGACAACACCUCAGCUCCCGAAGCAUUAUCGAGAGUCAGGGAUGUGGUGCUUAAGGAGACCUCUGCCGCAGAAGAGCUGUGCGAGGAGGGUCAGGGCUGCUGUGGUGCCUGCACAGCUAAAGCAGAGCACUGUCAGAGAAACAUCCUAAAAACAAAGGACAGACAGACCCCGACUAGCUGACUCCAGGACAAACCCCAGUGCUGCUCUCCCGGCUGCAGUCUCUGUCUGAACCCUUUGUGAUUGGCUGGUGUGUUUACUUACUGCUGUAACCAGCCAAGGUGCAUACACCCCAGCCCUCAAAGAUGACUUCUUACCUCAGUCUAGCCUGCCCUCCAAGAGCAGCACCCAUUUCUAGUGCAAAACCAGCAGGGAUACCCUUGGCACCAGGAACUGCAGCUCUCAUCCCAUGGCAGGCAGAGCUCUUGCCAGCUUUAAUCCAGCCCCUCUGGCUGAGAUGGGAGGACACCACCACAUAGUAAAGAACCUUUAGAUGUCUCUUAAAACAUCAAGAAUAAAAUUGGAAACUGUAGAAGAGUUAACGUGUCCUAUGGACUCAAUAGCAGAGUUUAUUUUUGUUAACAGUGGCAAGGCCUCUUGAGUCCAUGAUUGUAUGAGGUCCCUGUUCUGGCUAUGCCUUCAGCUCCAUCCACAUUCAGGGAAAGAACCAAUGAGGUGGACUGGCCGGUGGUGCCCAAGUAAGCCGAGGUCCAUGGUGAAGAAUGAAAACUUGGGGGGUGGGGGGAUAUCUGAAAUUUGUUUUACUGAUAAAGCUUUGUGAACUAAUUUUCUACAAUUCAUAAAAUUUGGUGCCUUGUACUUGAUUGUGGUUUGCAUGAGAGUUAAGGGGAGGGCUCCUUUCUGUUAUGUCAAGUGGCAGAUGGCUCUGUAGUGUUUAAAGCAUACGUGCUAUCAGAUUUUUAGAGCAUUCCUUUCUUUCUCUUAUGUACGAAUGUAAAUUGCUCUUACCAGCAAGUUCUAGAGUUUUAAUGUCCAAAUUGUAUUUGUAAUCAAUCAUUGAUCAAAUGUCUGACUACCACUGUUGUUCAUUGCCUCUUGUGCAUGCCUAACAUCAAUGCCGGCCUUUGCUGGAAGGUGAGCCUUUCUUGAAUGUCUGUCACAUCCCUAUGUGGGGUUCUGGAAGGUGAGCCUUUCUUGAAUGUCUGUCACAUCCUUAUGUGGGGCUGCAGCUUAUGUGUGCGAGGGUUCCCGGUUAGUUGGGAGAGCACAAAUGAUCAGAAAAGGCUUUCUCUAAAUCACAAUGAAGCUAGGUGACCAAUGGCAGUAGAGUCUGUAUUAACUCUGGGGUCUUCUGCAUGAACCAUCAGGAAGCAGUGGUACAGCAAUGCCCACAUAUGAACCUUCAGACUGUAAGACAAGCCACUGUGUAAUACGCAGUGAAUCAUGGAGAAAUGACCCCUGUCUCCACCACCCUCGACAUUCCCUGGGCAAAUGACAACUGGGACAGUGCUGAGUGGCUGAGGAAGGUGGGGAGACUCAAGUGUGUUCCGUCAGGGUGGGUCCAGCCAGUUCUUUCAGUCCAAGCUUAAAGUUUCUACUGAACUUGUGAGACUUCACCGAGUGGUCAUGAACUUACCAUUCAAAGCACUCUCGGUAACUGGGUCCCGCAGCUUCAUUCCUAGACUAAUUAGGUAAAGAGUUUUAUCUUUGGGGUGAAAUUUUCUAGGGUCACUUGAUUUUCUUGUCAGCUAAGUGUGGGUCUUGCAUGUGGCUCUUUUUGUCAGUACUAAAGCUGAAAAGCGCCUUCUCAGGACUGUGAAUGCUCUCAGGACUGUGAAUCUCUCUUCUCCAUUCCUCUCUGCUCUCAAUCCAGGUCUGUCACUUUAACUUGAUGUAUCUGUCAACCCGUGUUCCACUCUAACUACACCAAGGCUCAGUAGCUAUGUAGUGAGGGGUCACUUUGUGAGACCUGUCCAUGCUUAAGUUGGUAUCCUUUACUUAAAAUACAACUAGCAGCUGGGGGAAUGGCUCAUUGCUAGAGCACUUAGCACUUGAAGCCCUGGGUUUCACCCAGCUCCACUAAACCAGCUUAAAUGAAACUGCCCAACCAGCAUUAUGGAUUCAAAGAACAACAGUAAAGUUACUUGGAAUUAAACCUUAGAUUCUGAAUGAAACUUCAAUUAAGCUCUGAAAGCUGUCCUGUCUUAAGUCUUUGUAGAGUCUGGGUUGUUUUUUUUGUUUUGUUUUGUUUUUUUUUGGGGGGGGGGGCAGGAGGAGGCAGGGUUUCAAGACAGGGUUUCUCUGUGUAGCCCUGGCUGUCCUAGAACUCACUCUGUAGACCAGGCUGGCCUCGAACUCAGAAAUCUGCCUGCCUCUGCCUCCCAAGUGCCGGGAUUAAAGGCAUAAACCACCACCGCCCGGCUAGUCUGGUUUCUAACUUAAAUCUUUUCAUUAACUACUCAAUUAUAGGGUCAUAGCACACUUUAAGGUUUUAUUCUUCCAAAAAUCAGGUUCUCUUUCCUAGCGUAGCCAAGGUCAUGUGGGUUUUAAAUCUAACACACAGCCUACAAGGCUGCUUCCUGGUCACCUUUUGGGACCCUGCAAGUGAUGCUUCAAAUGGAAGCCUUGUCCUUGUGUUCAUACUUAAGACCCUAGCUCUCCAGCCCCGUUUUUUUAAAAAAGGCAGUUUCACUGUGUAGCCCUGGCUAACCUGGAACUCAGUAUGUAGAAUAGGCUGGUCUUAGAAAUCCAUAUGCCUCUGGGAUUGAGUGUGUGCUACCAGGCCUCCAGCCUGUCUUCCUUUCUUCAGGGUAAAUUCUAGGUCUGAGUUCACUCAUAGGGUGUUUCUCCUAGCCAUCCACCACACAGGUUCUACCUGCUAAACAUACACAAGAAAAUGGCAGUCCUCGUCCUAUCCAUGGCUAGGCAUAUAGCUCAGAGUGCUUGCAUAGCACACAGAAAGCCCAGAGUUUGCUACUAGCACCACAUAAACCCAGACAUAGUAAAACCUUUAAUCCUAGUCUGUACCUGUCAGCCUAAGAGUCUGUUCACGGCCAUCUUCAACUAUGUAGCCUGGGCUACAGACCCUGUCCCCCCCAAAAAACAAAAGCCAUGUUUAAUUGUGCGCCCUUCCCCCAGUUAUUUUGUGGAGAUCAAACUGAAGCCUUUUCUGCAAUGAGCUAUACUCUAGGCCCGCAGAGAACUGACCGCAUGAGAUAUGUGGCAGCAGAUCCAGGAGAGCUGCUGUGUCCUUUCCUUUAGUGGACUACAAUAAGUAACAGCUUACUAGUCAUGCAGCUGUGGUCCAGACACACUAAUCCUUUCCUACUCAUGCUCUGUAACCCAUGACCAGUCCAAAGGGGUUGGCACAUAAAAAGCAGUUUUAAAAUACCCAAUAAAUUGACUAAAUGAAACCAUGGAGACCCCGUCUCUAGCGCCACCUGGUUCCCCAGUGCAGGAGUCUUCCCAUGCUGGCUCUUGCAUGCGUGGAAGAACACAGACAGCAGCACCAGUGUGAAUCUCGAGUAGGAAGCGCCUUUCUUGAAGGAAGCUGCUUCCUUCUGCUCACUGACACAUUUGCCUCCACCCAUACAUCACUGUCCUCUCCUGCCACCAAAUCUCACUCUGUUCCAACAACAAUGCCUCCCUGGUACCUGGCAAACUAAAACACCAACCACCACCACCUUCCUCCAGGACUCAACAGUAGGCGUGGGUGGUUCCGUUCCCAUUUCAUCUCCACUGCACAUGUUUGGGGCUCAUUCCUGUCUCUUGAGUGUGAAAUACAAGUCAUUUUUAUUUGUUUUUUUGUAAACUGACUUUUUACACCUUGUUUUUGUAAGAAGUUUCUUAUUAAAAGAAUAAAACACC